AUGGCCCAUCCCUCUCAUACAACACCUCCCCCUGGACAUGACGCGGAUGAUCCACAGCAAAUCCAGUGGCCGAUGAUAUACUUCCUGAUGGUAUGCUUCGCAAUGAACGCGGUCGCGCAACCCACCGGCAGGAUGCUGGGCCUCCCCUACCCGCAUUCAGCCAUCUUCCGCAGCUCCCCGUUCCUCUGCGGGUUUGACGCAGUUCACAUCCUCGCGCACUGGCUCGCGGAGUAUAUUUCCGCCUGCUGGUCGGAGCGGAGACUCGCAGACUUCCGCCUCGCAGCCACGCGCGCGCUCAUGUAUCGCCUUAUCGACGACGACGAACCGGAUAUCAAAGCGGCGAGGCGCAUCAAGCAAGGGGCGCACCUCCGCUGA
This is a messenger RNA of Aspergillus calidoustus, 375 nucleotides long. The record is from the annotation of a GenBank genome assembly. Lineage: Eukaryota; Fungi; Ascomycota; Eurotiomycetes; Eurotiales; Aspergillaceae.